CGGGCGCCCUUCAUCCCCCGCCGCAGCACUCCGCCGGGAGCAGAGAAGACAGCGCCGGCCGGAGCGGAGCACCGCGCGUCCCCACCCGUGAGGCCAGACUUCGGAGUGUUGGUGUGUGAGCUAGCACUCCUGGUGGUGAUCCCUGAGCCAUGGAGGCACCUCUGCAGACAGAGAUGGUGGAGCUGGUGCCCAACGGCAAACACUCGGAAGGACUCCAUCCAGUCCCUACCCCCACAGCGGGCAGCCAGAGGGUCGAGGGCCCCCGGCAGAGCUGUGUUGCGGGUGAGGGCUUCCUGCGGAAAAGCCCCAGCAAGGAGCCACACUUCACUGACUUCGAGGGGAAGACAUCGUUUGGGGUGUCAGUGUUCAACCUCAGCAAUGCCAUCAUGGGCAGUGGCAUCCUGGGGCUCGCUUACGCCAUGGCCAACACGGGCAUCGUCCUUUUCCUGUUCCUGUUGACGUCCGUUGCCCUGCUCUCCAGCUACUCCAUCCACCUGCUACUCAAGUCCUCAGGGAUCGUGGGCAUCCGUGCCUAUGAGCAGUUGGGUUACCGUGCCUUUGGGACCCCGGGAAAGCUGGCAGCGGCCCUGGCCAUCACGCUGCAGAACAUUGGAGCCAUGUCCAGCUACCUGUACAUCAUCAAGUCUGAGCUACCCCUUGUCAUACAGACCUUCCUGAACCUGGAGAAGCAAACUUCGGACUGGUACAUGAAUGGGAACUACCUGGUCAUUCUGGUCUCCAUCACCAUCAUUCUGCCCCUGGCACUGAUGCGGCAGCUUGGCUACCUGGGUUAUUCCAGUGGCUUCUCUCUCAGUUGCAUGGUGUUCUUCUUAAUUGCAGUCAUCUACAAAAAGUUCCAGGUGCCCUGCCCACUGCCUCCCAACUUUGCCAACAUCACAGGCAACAUCAGUCUCAUGGAGGUCACCAAGAAGACGCAGCUGCAGGGGGAGACUAGCACUGCAGACCUCUGUACCCCAAGCUACUUCACACUCAACAUACAGACGGCGUACACCAUCCCAAUCAUGGCCUUCGCCUUCGUCUGCCACCCGGAGGUGCUGCCCAUCUACACAGAGCUCAAGGAUCCCUCCAAGAGGAAGAUGCAGCACAUUUCCAACCUAUCCAUCGCCGUCAUGUAUGUCAUGUACUUCCUGGCUGCCCUCUUCGGCUACCUCACCUUCUACGACAGGGUGGAGUCGGAGCUGCUGCACACCUACAACAAGGUGGACCCAUUCGACGUGCUGAUCCUGUGUGUGCGCGUGGCUGUGCUGACGGCAGUCACACUCACAGUGCCAAUCGUUCUGUUUCCGGUGCGCCGCGCCAUCCAGCAGAUGCUAUUUCCAAACCGGGAGUUCAGCUGGCUGCGGCACACGCUCAUUGCCACUGGCCUGCUAACUUGUAUCAACCUGCUGGUCAUCUUCGCCCCCAACAUCCUGGGCAUCUUCGGGGUCAUUGGUGCCACAUCUGCCCCAUGCCUCAUCUUCAUCUUCCCUGCUAUCUUCUACUUCCGCAUCGUGCCCACUGAGAAGGAACCUGCAAGGUCCACACCCAAAAUCCUGGCCCUGUGUUUUGCUGGGCUUGGCCUCCUGCUGAUGACCAUGAGCUUGAGCUUCAUCAUCAUUGACUGGCUCUCGGGGACCAGCCGGCAUGGAGGAAGCCACUAGGACAACCCAAUCUUGUUCUGUCUACUCAUCCUCGUAUCCCUGCCCACACUCUUCCACCCAGUGGCCAGUCGGGGGGAGGAGAAAGACGUGAUUAACACUAUGGCAUUUGGCCCUACCCCACGUCCUCUCUGUGAAAGGUUUUUGUUAAAGAGCCAGGACCAAGGCCCUUGGGCCACUACCCGACUGGGCUUCCCGGCUGCAGAGGCUUCCUGAGCUGGGAGCACCAUGAGCUGUGCCUCUGCUCCCCUCUUCUUGCCUCACAUCCAAACCCAAGCCCCUUAUCCUCUUUGCACAGAUGUACACACGGAGGCCUGACAGCUGCCUCCUGACGUCACACAGCCUGUAGGGGCACAUAGAGCUGAAACCCAGGACUGCAGCCAUCCCCCCACCUUGCUGCUGGGCCACAGUCUACAUCCUGGAGCCCCAUCUCCCACAGCCCUUGCCUUCCCUCUUUCUGUCCCCUAGGUCCCACAAAGGCACUUGGGCUUAGGUCCUUGGAUACUUUUGUCCCCUUCUCCCAUUCCCUCUACCAGUAGCAUAACCCUCACCCUAUACGUGGAGCCAACAGGCUCUUUUGAGGGUGAAGCUGGUGUGGGUACCCCCAAUGGGCCCCUACCCUACCCCUUCACCAGUCCUGGGGAGGCUGGGACUCCCCCCACCCCAAGCCUGGGCCAUAGCUCACAUUCCACUGUGGGGAGAAGAGAGAGACGGGGCCCAGAGCGCCUUUGUCUCUGGGAGCCAAAGACCCCAGGGGCCAGCCUGGGGCAGGGGUGGAGAGGCUGGCUGGCAAACCCCCUUUUAUAAAUAUUAUACGUAAGACCAGCUGUGUUUUAUAUUGUGAAUCUCCACGGUCCCUGGAUUCCUGGAAAGUAGAGUGAGAGCCAGGACAUGGAUGGUGAUAGAGGCCACUCCUGCUUCUUCCCCGGGAUGAGGCUGGGGACAGGGUGUGAAUCCCCUACCCCACCCCGCCCCCUGCCUCCCAAACCAACCAGUGGUGUGCUCAGGCCUGGGCCACAUUCAGCAUAGACCUGCUUUCUCACGGCUGAGGUGGGGAAGAAUUAAUGAGGCCCCAGGAAAUGGGACAGAGAGAGGCCUCCGGAAGGAGGCAACGUGAGUUGCAUCCCCAGCAGCUACACAGGGGGGCUGAGCUGGGGCCGCUGCGGAAGCUCUGCGGAAGGGCCCCCUGCCCUCCCCUGGCUGCCACGUCAACCCUCUGUCAAUGCCUUGAGUCUGGAAACAAAAGUCCAGGGACCCUGUACUCUGUCAGUCUGAUCUUUUUAUUAAUAGGAAAACCCACUGUGAAUAAAGGUGGGUUAAUCUGUCCCUGUA
Messenger RNA from Rhinolophus ferrumequinum (greater horseshoe bat), 2990 nucleotides. RefSeq names its product solute carrier family 38 member 3 (gene SLC38A3). Lineage: Eukaryota; Metazoa; Chordata; Mammalia; Chiroptera; Rhinolophidae. The coding region runs from base 150 to 1661 and encodes 503 amino acids. Gene Ontology annotation, biological process: amino acid transmembrane transport; histidine transport; L-glutamine transport. Gene Ontology annotation, molecular function: L-glutamine transmembrane transporter activity; L-asparagine transmembrane transporter activity; L-histidine transmembrane transporter activity. The record is from RefSeq and is a predicted model, not a curated record. The transcript has 16 exons.